Molecule: messenger RNA, 6774 nt
Organism: Elgaria multicarinata webbii
Lineage: Eukaryota; Metazoa; Chordata; Lepidosauria; Squamata; Anguidae
Gene: CBLB
Product: Cbl proto-oncogene B
Exons: 19
Coding region: 550-3480 (976 amino acids)
Biological process (GO): negative regulation of epidermal growth factor-activated receptor activity; cell surface receptor signaling pathway
Cellular component (GO): plasma membrane; membrane raft
Molecular function (GO): calcium ion binding; phosphotyrosine residue binding; ubiquitin protein ligase activity
Source: RefSeq, a predicted model, not a curated record
ACGGGCCCGCCGUGGCGAAUUAACUCCCCAUGUUUCCCUGUGGAGCGGCUGCGACGACUCGGGGGAGCGGCGUCUCCUGGCUCUUGGCUCUGCCGCCGCCGCUCCUGAGGCUUGAGGAGGAGGACGACGGCGGCGAGAAGAGAAAGGGAGAGCGCCGUGUGGCGGGGUCGGAGGCUGCGAGGGACGGGGAGCGCUUAACGAGCGGCCGGAACCAGGAAAACUGCUUGGGAUUUAAUCGUACAGGCUCCGCUGAGGGAUGGUGUGUGCCUGAAGGAGAGCCAGGGCAGAGGACAAAGUGAGGGGGCAAAAAGACCCGCCUGGGGGGCACUUCUUCUGGGUCCUCCUUAUUAACCUCCGACCCCUCCAACAUUGGCCAGAGGAAGGAAGGGAGGCUUGCUGCCGCUGGAAACAAUCCUGGGAGACUUCGGAUCUACAAAACAACAACAUCUGCCUUCUUCCUGCGCUUUGGAUUUUUAUUGCCUUCACCUUUUCUUUUUAACUUCAAGAAUAUACAAACACUGCACAUAGUUGCAAACUUGUACAUCCCAGAUGGCCAAUUCCCUCAACGGCCGGAACCCAGGUGGCCGAGGAGGAAACCCCCGCAAAGGGCGUAUUCUGGGCUUUAUUGAUGCUAUACAGGAUGCAGUUGGCCCCCCCAAGCAAGCAGCUGCUGAUCGCAGGACAGUGGAAAAAACUUGGAAAUUAAUGGAUAAAGUGGUAAGACUGUGCCAGAACCCCAAACUUCAACUGAAAAACAGCCCACCUUAUAUACUUGACAUUUUACCAGAUACCUAUCAACAUUUGCGACUUAUAUUGAGCAAGUAUGAUGACAACCAGAAACUUGUACAGCUCAGUGAAAAUGAAUAUUUUAAAAUCUAUAUUGAUAGUCUUAUGAAGAAAUCAAAACGGGCUAUAAGACUUUUUAAGGAGGGAAAAGAGAGGAUGUAUGAGGAGCAGUCACAGGACAGACGAAACCUCACAAAGCUGUCCCUCAUCUUCAGUCACAUGCUUGCAGAAAUCAAGGCAAUCUUCCCUAAUGGCCAGUUCCAGGGAGACAACUUUCGUAUCACUAAAGCAGAUGCUGCAGAAUUCUGGAAGAAGUUCUUCGGAGAAAAAACCAUAGUGCCUUGGAAGGUGUUCCGGCAGUGUCUACAUGAGGUGCACCAGAUUAGUUCUGGUUUGGAAGCAAUGGCUUUGAAGUCUACUAUUGAUUUAACGUGCAAUGACUACAUUUCAGUUUUUGAAUUUGAUAUUUUCACAAGAUUAUUUCAGCCUUGGGGUUCAAUUUUAAGGAACUGGAACUUCUUAGCUGUGACGCAUCCUGGAUAUAUGGCAUUUCUGACAUACGAUGAAGUUAAAGCACGGUUACAGAAAUACAGCACCAAACCAGGAAGCUACAUUUUCAGAUUAAGUUGCACUCGACUAGGGCAGUGGGCCAUUGGCUAUGUCACUGGCGAUGGAAAUAUUUUACAGACCAUACCUCACAAUAAGCCUUUAUUUCAAGCUCUGAUUGAUGGAAGCCGGGAAGGAUUCUAUCUGUAUCCAGAUGGACGAAGUUAUAAUCCUGAUCUGACAGGACUAUGUGAACCCACCCCACAUGAUCACAUAAAAGUUACACAGGAACAAUAUGAAUUGUACUGUGAAAUGGGUUCCACGUUCCAGCUUUGUAAAAUUUGUGCAGAGAAUGACAAAGAUGUGAAGAUUGAGCCUUGUGGGCAUCUGAUGUGCACAUCUUGCCUUACAGCUUGGCAGGAGUCUGAUGGCCAGGGAUGCCCUUUUUGUCGCUGUGAAAUCAAAGGGACUGAACCCAUAAUUGUGGACCCAUUUGACCCCAGGGAUGAAAACACAAGGUGCUGCAGCAUUAUGGAUAGUUUUAGUAUACCCAUGCUUGACUUGGAUGAUGAUGAUGACAGAGAAGAAUCCUUAAUGAUGAAUCGAUUGGCUUCUGUGCGAAAGUGUAACGAAAGACAGAAUUCUCCAGUGACAUCUCCAGGAUCUUCUCCACUUGCUCAAAGAAGAAAACCACUUCCUGAUCCCCUGCAGGGGUCCCAUCUUAGCCUCCCACCAGUGCCUCCUCGAUUAGAUCUAAUUCAGAAGGGAGUGGCUCGCUCCCCUUGUGCCAGCCCUACUAGCUCACCAAAGUCUUCUCCAUGUAUGCUGAGGAAACAAGACAAGCCUCUUCCUGCACCACCACCACCUAUACGUGAUCCUCCCCCACCUCCGCCAGAUAGACCUCCUCCCAUUCCACCCGAUAAUAGGUUAAGUAGACUCUUGCAUCAUCCUGAAAGUGUGCCUUCCAGAGACCAGCCUGGGCCAUUUGAAGCCUGGUGCCCCAGAGAGGUGUGUGGGACUAAUCAAAUGGUGGGAUGUCGGAUAGUAGGAAGUGAUGGUUCUCCCAAACCUGGACUCACUGCAGGCUCAAAUAUGAACGGAAGGCAUUGUCGCAUGGGUUCUGAUCCAGUAUUUCUGCGAAAACAUAGACGCCAUGAUUUGCCUAUAGAAGGUGCCAAGAUAUUUUUAAAUGGCCAUCUGGGUAAUGAAGAAUAUGAUGUUCCACCUCGACUCUCACCCCCUCUACCAGUUGCCUCAGUCAUGCCGAAUAUGAAGUCGUCUGUUCCUGUUAUAAAUUCCCUCACUGAGAAACCAAGGGAACAUGUAGAAGAAGAUGAGUACAAGAUUCCUUCAUCCCAUCCUGUUUCUUUGACUUCACAGUCACCUCAUUGUCAUAAUAUAAAGCCUCACAUUCGUGUAUGUGAAAAUGGAAUAAUGAAUGAAAUGCACAAUACUGCCUCCGAGAUGAAAAGAUUGAAACAUCCAGAGAUGGGAGAUGCCUUUGAAUCCGCUGUCCCAAUACCAUUACCACCUGCGCGGCCUCCUGUGAGGGAAAACUUGAAACAUGGCUCAGUACUCAACAGGACUCCCUCUGAUUAUGACCUGCUGGUGCAUCCUCCAGGUGAAGAUGAUUCUGACCACACGCCACCCUCGCUUCCUCCACCCCCUCCACCCCCUGCACGUCACAGCCUCAUUGAGCAAACAAAGCCACUUGUUGCAGGGAGCAGACCUCUCUCUGGGCAUGAACUGUACCUUCCCCCUGCUGAUCUUUUCUUUGAUCCUGUAAAUGGCUUAGUUCCUUUACCCCCAGUUCGAAGAUUAACUGGUGAAAAUAUGAAGACCCACAGAACAUCCCAGGACUAUGACCAGCUUCCGUCUUGUUCAGAUGGUUCACAAGCACCAGCCAGACCUCCUAAACCACUUCCUCGCAGGACUGCUCCAGAAAUACACCAUAGGAAAGCACAUAACUCUGACACAUCCAUAGAAAAUGUUGAUGCAAAAAUUGCGAAACUUAUGGGAGAAGGUUAUUCCUUUGAAGAAGUGAAACGAGCACUCGAGAUAGCCCAGAAUAACCUUGAUGUAGCACGGAGCAUUCUAAGAGAAUUUGCUUGCUUUCCUCCAUCAAUUUCUCCACGUCUCAACCUAUAGCAGUAUGGAAAACCUUACAGCAAACCAAUUCUCCAUAGGUGUACAUGUGAACAUGAGAGAUUAUGUGCUGGUGUGAGAUGGAGUGCAAGAGAUGUUCUUCUCUAGUAUCUUUGAAGAGUUGAGAUGCUGCAGUUUUCAGAAUAAGAUAACUGCUGAGUUCAAGACAUAAGUGGAUUGAAUCGUCUGUAUUUUUGCUAGCCAUACUUUUUUGAAUCAGGGUUGAACUGACAAAUAAUUUAAAGAAGUUUACUUCCCAUGAACUUUUAAUCUGUGAAAUGCUUUUUCAUGUUUACAAGGUGGUGAGUGACCUUUUUCAAGCUGAUAGUCCUCUGUUCUUGUUCAUAUUUUCUGUUGUGUGGCAUUUCCAGCUGUUUUGUAAUGACUUGUUCCAUCAACUAAGUUGGUUACUUUUUCCUAAAUGUGCACUCUCCAUUUUUAUUUGACAAGAAGCUUUAAGUUUUUUGCAUUUCAGCAUCAAGCUAAUGCAAGAAAAAAUGUGGCCUUCACUACUGAUUUUUUUUCCUGGAAUACUUUUGCUAUUUAGGGAGAGAGAAAAUGAAUGUGUAAUGCAUUAUUUUGUCUUUGGUCUGCCUUUUUAAAGGCAUUUUGAUCACAACAUUGGGCAGCUUUUCUUGUGGCUGGUAAGCUUCAAGGUCUAGAUGGCUUCAGUAAUAAAAUUAAAAUUUACAAUAUUAAGUUGCAUGAUAUGAUACAGUAUAUAAAAAUCCAAAUGUAUGUGUUUAAAAUUAGCCCUUUGUUCCUUUAUGAGCUUAAUGAAAGGUACCCAUGUUGUUCAUGACUUGAAUAUCAUUGGGCGUGCCAAAUAGGUCUUGUUGAAUUAUAUUCACAAUGGUCAGGUAAAUUAUACUCCUGUCUCCUGGAAGGUGGGAUGUAGUUAAUUUCCUGUGUGGAUGAUUAUGCUUUGAUUCAUCACAGCUUUGGGGGGAAAUCCAUAUUAACAGAGGAACUUAAAAUCUUUGCACUGUUGAGUCAUAAUGCUACUCUAGCACUAUUUUUGCAAAGCUUCUCAUUAAUUCACAUUAUUACCUUAAAUGUGUGUUCAGUGUUCAGAUAAACUGAUUGCACUAUAUCUGCAUUCUUGGAGACAAUUUACAUCUUUUCGCCUUGAGUUCGUAGUGGUAUCCCAGACUGUGACCUUUCAAAGCACAAGCCAAACCCAAGACCUUCAACUUCUUAAAUGAGUUAUUCUUACAAAACCCCAGAAUAAAUUCAGAUGUGCUUUUAGUCCACCCAUUCACCCACCCAGCUAUUGAGGUCUCCACAUUUCCUUUUACAUACGCUCACUGAAAUUGUAAACCUGGGAUAAAUAGAGUGAUCUGUAUAUAAAAUGUACUUUCCUCAUUAUAUUUUGAGUGUGAUCUACAAACAUUGCUUAUGGGAUUGAUCUGCAGAAUACACCUUGCCCGGGGACUAUGUGUUUGAUACACUGGCCAGUCUAAGGUAUGUCACCCAUGUGUUGCUACUACUAAACAGAAGUGUUUAGAGCCAACACGAAGGCACCCAAAUGACUUUGCAGGCUCUCCAGCCCUUCAAACCCCAUACAUUUGAUAUGCAGCAUCUACAACAUCACUUGGCUUGGUAGUAGUUCAACAUCUGAUGAGACAGCUGUUGACUGUUAGGAGCAGUUGUAACCACUCUUGUUCCUGACUGAAUGCAGACUGGUGUUAACCACUGCAAGAGGGAUUAGGGGAGAACAGGGACACAACAGUGCAGCAGGGCUCAGCCUUCUUUGGAAGGUAUUUAGUAACAUCUCAGCACAACACUACAUAAAUUUAUUUUGAAGCUCUAAUGCCAUUUACAAUUAUUUUUAAAAUAGAAUUUACAUUGAAACUGAAAUAUAUCAUCUCAGAUGCUAUAGAUCCUUGUGAUUGCACAGUCAUGUAAUAUGCCCAUAUCUAAAUCCAGUUUUUCAAAGGGUACUUCUAAGCAAUCACAGCUGAUUAUUUUGUUUCCAUGGAGCAUCAUAUCAAUAUUAAGUCCAGGAAAGGAUCUUUAAACAGUCUGGUUUUGAAUAUCCUUUUAAUAUAAAACAUUUUUGGCGUGCUGCUAAGUUAAACCUGUAGCUUUAUUAUUUGGACUAGCAUUUGGACUAAUUCCAAUGGAUGAAGUCAUUUGAAAAUAUUGUAAUGUGUCAAGUUAGACAUGACUCAUCCGAUCUGGAUCUAACAAGGUAGGAUUCGUUUAACAAGGUAAUUCUUCAACAGGUUGCAAGGGCAUCAUAUUCUAAUAUAGAAUGCUCAUUCAAAUGCCUUCACCAUUCUAAAAGUCACCUCAUGGAUGUGAGAGGCUAUGCCCGAAUGGUCCUAAUAGGCAUCUUUAUGAAUAAAGCCAAGUGAAAUUGAGCACUCUUUGAUGGAUUGCUUAUUGCACGCAAGUUAGCAGCCUUAAGAAUAAAUCACCAGAAUCUUAUUCUUUACAAGGUCUCUACAUUUCCACCGAAGAAGGGCUUGCUCAUACCAAGCGUACACCAUUAUAUUUAAGCACACAAUAUUGUGCUAAAUAGCACGCUUUCAAAAUGAAUCCAUUUCAGAGUUUGGUAGAGUACUUAAUUUACUAGAUUACAACUCCGAUCCUGUCUCUACAUUCAAGACUCAUCCGAGAGCUUUAAACAUUUCAACAUAUUUUUUAGCUCAUUUUUUGCAUUUCUUACUACUAAACUAUUCUAGAGUUGCUGAAUCAGAUGGUGGGGCAUAUCAGCAAUGCAGAUAACUUCCAAUAUGUUGUGGAAACAAAAACCCUUCACAUCUCUUAAGAUAAUUGAGCUGCCUUUUUAGUGGCUUUAUCCGUGUCUUUAAAUAGCCACUAGUCUAACGUCAGUUUUGCUUGUAUCCCAAGUGUGUGUCUGAGGAUUUUUCAUAAUGUGAAUUUAUUUUGUACCAGAAACAUUCUUCUAUUUUUAUUUCUUGUAUUUCCAGCUUGAAGCUUUACUUUGCACUGACCUGGUAAAUGUUUUAAUUUGUGUCUUAAAGUUUGACAAAUUUUGAACAGACAAGUGUGUGUUGAAUCAGGUACUGCUUGUGGACCUGGAACAUAGUGCUUCUAGGACUGAUUUCUUGAAAGGACUGCAAUAGUUUUCAUUUUGAAGGUUUAUCUUCUAAAUAACUAUUUUAUCUGAAAAUGCCUUUUAUAAACUUGUCUAAUGUGGCAAACAUAGUGAUGUGAUCAAUUUAUAUUUUAUUCAACAUUCUUUUUCAAUUCUGAAUAUUAUGUAACCUCAAGUUACUUUCUCUGUUCUUGUAAGGUAUUUUAUAAAAAUUAAUGUUAACAGAACGA